Molecule: messenger RNA, 2277 nt
Organism: Anopheles nili
Lineage: Eukaryota; Metazoa; Arthropoda; Insecta; Diptera; Culicidae
Gene: Fatp3
Product: long-chain fatty acid transport protein 4
Exons: 10
Coding region: 1-1986 (661 amino acids)
Biological process (GO): triglyceride homeostasis
Cellular component (GO): endoplasmic reticulum
Molecular function (GO): long-chain fatty acid-CoA ligase activity; long-chain fatty acid transmembrane transporter activity
Source: RefSeq, a predicted model, not a curated record
AUGCUGGUCGAGUUGAAUUUGAAGCAAAAAUUCCUGACACUAUGCGGCAUCACAGCUGCCGCCAUGGCCGCGUCAUUAGCGAUCGGACAAAGAUUGAUACCGCAGUCGAUACUGACCGGUGUCGUUUUUUACCUCAUUUCCGGUGAUCGCCCCUCGACCGUGUACGCCACCAUCGUGUCACUGCCGCGGGACAUACGAACCGCGAUCAUCUUUUUGAAGCUCAAUCUAAGCCUUUACCGGUACGAGCGAGCCGGUGCGACCGUGGUGCAAAUCUUCGAAAGUGUCGUCGCUCGUCACCCAAACAAGGUAGCCUUCCUGAUGGACGACGGUCAGCUAACGUUCGCCGAGGUGAAGCAGCUCGCUGACCGCGUGGCGGCUCACUUUUACGCGAAAGGCUUCCGGAAGGGCGAUACGAUUGCGCUGCUGAUGGAAACCCGGCUCGAAUAUCCCUGCAUCUGGCUCGGCCUCUCGAAGGUCGGCAUCGUGACGGCGCUGAUCAAUUCGAACCUGCGGAAGGAAACGCUGCGUCACUCGAUAACGGUGGCUAAUUCGAAGGCAAUCAUCGUCAGCUCGGAGCUGGCCGGAGCGAUCGCCGAAAUAAACGAGCAGGACGGCAUAAAAGGCUUACCGGUACACCUAUUCCGCACCGACGGUGCCGACACCAGCAGUGACCCAUUGCCAGAUGCCGAAGAUUUAAGGCUCAGCGUGGAUAGUGGCAGCAGUAGCUCAAACGUAGAUUUAAGCGCUAUCCCGAAUGAUAUAUCACCGAAAGAUAAAUUGGUUUACAUCUAUACGUCCGGCACGACCGGGAUGCCUAAGGCGGCCGUCAUCACGAACCUAAGGUACACGUUCAUGGCGCUGGGAUGCUAUUACAUGCUGAGCUUUCGCGAUGACGACAUCAUCUAUAAUUCAUUGCCCCUGUACCAUUCGGCCGGUGGGAUGAUCGGCGUUGGCAGCGUGCUGUUGUGCGGUAUGACGGCAGCUUUACGUAAGAAGUUCUCAGCCUCCAACUUCUGGACGGACUGUAUCCGGCACAAGUGUACGGUAGCACAGUAUAUCGGGGAAAUAUGUCGCUUCGUACUGAUGACGCCACCGAAACCGACGGACACGCAGCACGCCGUGCGGCUGAUGUUUGGUAACGGCUUACGUCCCCAGAUUUGGCCCCAGUUCGUUUCGCGUUUCAACAUUGCCCAGAUCGGCGAAUUUUACGGCUCAACGGAAGGCAACUCGAACUUAUUAAACAUCGAUAACACCAUGGGAGCGGUUGGUUUCGUGCCCAAUUUCGCAAAGGCCAUCUAUCCGGUGACGCUGAUAAGGUGUGAUGAAGAAACCGGCGAGAUCAUCCGAGGACAGAAUGGAUUCUGCAUCAAGUGCAAAGCUGGCGAGCCAGGAGUGUUUGUAGGCAAAAUCAACCCAAAGAAGGCACUCAACUCGUUCGUCGGGUACGCCGACAAGGCGGCCUCGGAAAAGAAGGUGCUGCAUGACGUGUUUCGCAAGGGAGACAUCUUCUUCAAUUCCGGCGACAUUUUGGUGCAGGAUUUACUCGGGAAUUACUACUUCAAGGACCGAACUGGCGAUACGUUUAGAUGGCGAGGCGAAAACGUUGCAACGUCCGAGGUGGAAGGAGUCAUCACUACGAUCGUGGGAUUGAAGGACUGCGCCGUUUACGGUGUUGAUAUUCCAGACACCGAAGGCAAAGCUGGCAUGGCGGCGAUCGUCGAUCCCGAGGGCAAAGUGGACUUGGAGCAGCUGGCGGCCGGCAUUCGGGCUAGUUUACCUGCCUACGCUAGGCCACUGUUCAUCCGCGUGCUUUCGGAAGUGCCAAUGACGACGACGUUCAAGCUAAAGAAGCGAGAUCUCCAGGUCGAUGGGUACGAUCUGAACAAGAUCAAGGACCCUCUCUACUUCCUGCAGGGCAAUGGCAGCUAUCGGUUGUUCACGACGGAGGACCACGAAAACAUAAAAAGUGGCAAAGCGAGGCUAUGAGAGAAUUCCGCAAAAGUCUAGCGACGGGAGGCGUAAUCUAGCGAUUCCAUUAGAUGUUGUUGUGUAGGACAUUUAUUUUUGUACGUAUAAUUGUAUUGUUUUGUUUCAAAUUCUCAAUCGUAAAACCAAAUAAGGAAAAUGACUGAAAUUUCUAACCGAAGAUACUGACACCUAAGCUACGAAAUCUUGAUCGAAGAGAUCGAAUCAUUUGUACGAUAAGAUUGUUGCAUUUGUAAUUCUCGACAUAGCGACUAGUAAGAAAUCUUAAUCAGUAGCAAUAAACUGUACUCA